AUGCCGAAGCGCAAAACAGCCCCAUCAUCAGCGGCGCGGCCGUCCAAGCUCGCCAAGGAGCACAACAUCACGGCCCAAGAAGAGGGCGAGAUCAAGGAAGCAUGGGGCCUGUUCGCGGAGCCCAUGGACGGCGAGAAGAACGGCGUCCUGCCCAUCGACGACGUCAAGUCCGCGCUCACGGCGCUGGGGGUGCCGCCGUCCCCGUCUGAACUCGCAGAGUUUGUGUCGAUCCUGGACCCCGAGGAGGAAGGGUACGCCACGUACGAGCCCUUCUUCGCGAUAUGCGCGCUCAAGUUCCACGCGCGCGACGAGGACGACUCGGACGCCGCGCACCGGGCGCAGGUCGACGAGGCGUACCGGCUGUUUACCAACGGGACCGAGGGCCCUAUUACGCUCGCGCACCUGCGGAGGGUGGCCGCCGUGCUGAAGGAGGAGGUGGACGAGGAGGUGCUCAAGGACAUGAUUCUGGAGGCGAACGGGGGCGCCGGCGUCGCGAGGGGCGUCAGGGAGGACGAGUUUGAUGGGGUCAUGAGGAGCGCUGGGGUUUGGAGGUGA
Metarhizium brunneum ARSEF 3297 is the source of this 555-nucleotide messenger RNA. RefSeq names its product Centrin-1 (gene CETN1). The record is from RefSeq and is a predicted model, not a curated record. NCBI's taxonomy places the organism in Eukaryota, Fungi, Ascomycota, Sordariomycetes, Hypocreales, Clavicipitaceae.